Molecule: messenger RNA, 3998 nt
Organism: Oncorhynchus tshawytscha (Chinook salmon)
Lineage: Eukaryota; Metazoa; Chordata; Actinopteri; Salmoniformes; Salmonidae
Product: zinc finger and BTB domain-containing protein 37
Exons: 4
Coding region: 619-2229 (536 amino acids)
Biological process (GO): regulation of transcription by RNA polymerase II
Molecular function (GO): protein binding; DNA-binding transcription factor activity, RNA polymerase II-specific; RNA polymerase II cis-regulatory region sequence-specific DNA binding
Source: RefSeq, a predicted model, not a curated record
AUCAAUUCCCAUCAUGCAAAUGAACUUUUUCCCUCGAAAUUGUCCCGUCUGCCGUAUCACGAAAUGGGAAAAUGAGAGCUACGAAAGGAGUAACCAGGCAGAUGAAAUUGAACAUAAGUUAACGUGCACAUAGACACAUUAAAUAUGGAACAGUACCGCAGUUGUAUUACGACGGUUCGUUAUGACAUAGAAGUUGUACGGUGUUCUGUCUUUCUUCGUUUUUGUUGUUAGCUACAUGGACGUUGAACUAGCUGGCUAACGUUAGCCACCUCCCUGUCGCGAGCAACGCCGGGGUGGAUAUCUUCGUUUAGGCUUCGGCUCAUCACCGUACUGCAGUAUGUUACAGUGGCUAAAAAGAGGGCCAGGGCUCGGUUAUAGCAUUUGAGCGUUACCGCUGUGCAAAAACAGCGUCGGUUCAAACCAUUGGUCAAAAAUGCACAACCCUUUGCAAGCUAUAAUUAAUUCCAUAUUCUAUGCAAGUUAGCCAGCCAGCUUAGUCAGUAGUUAAUAUGAUGGUGCAGUACAGAAAUUAAUUGCAAGUAACGUUUCAGUGCCCGUGGUACAGUGCUGCCGUUGUAUUCCCGAAAAGUUUCCAACUUGGGGAUCAUACAAGGCAGCAUGGAGCGAGGAGACACCAUGGAGCGAGCUGGCAGCAUCCAACUGGACAUCCCUGACUUCAGCAACUCUGUGCUGUCCCACCUGAACCAGCUGCGUAUGCAGGGGCGGCUGUGCGACAUUGUGGUGAACGUGCAGGGCCAGAGCUUCCGUGCUCACAAGGUGGUACUGGCUGCCAGUUCCCCUUACUUCCGAGACCACAUGUCGCUGAGCCAGAUGAGCACCGUAUCCCUGUCAGUCAUCCGCAAUCCCUCUGUGUUCGAGCAGCUCCUCUCCUUCUGCUACACCGGGAGGCUGUGCAUGCAGCUGGCGGACAUCAUCAGCUACCUGACAGCUGCCAGCUUCCUGCAGAUGCAGCACAUCAUCGACCGCUGCACCCAGAUCCUGGAGGGCAUCCAUCUGAAGAUCAGCCUGGCGGAUGUGGAGGAGGAGCUGGGUGCCGGAGUGAGGCACAGGGGGGCUGGGAGCUUGGAGGCCAGAAGAGGAGGAGGGGGGUUAGGAACAUCAGGGGGCUCGCGCUCCCUUAGCCCGCGCCACAGCAGCCCCAGGGUUCUGGGCCUUCGAGGAAGCAGUGCUGGAGGGGCCUUGGAUAUCCGGGAGGUGGGAAGCCCAGCGGGGGAGUCCAUGAGCCCCCAGAUGGUGGAGCACAGCGGGCUGGGCCCAGAGGGGCUGGCUAGGGGGGUGGUAGUGGGCAGCAGGCUGGGGAAGGAGCCCAUACUGCGCAUCAAUCGGGCUGGCCAGUGGUACGUGGAGGCCGAGUCAGAGAGAGGGAGUGGUGGUGAAGAGGGGGAGUCAGUGCGGGUGGUGGACGGGUUGAGGAUAAAGACUGAGAGGUUGGAGGAGUGGAUGGGGGCCGAUACCCAGGAGGAAGGGAGCGGGGCGGAGGAGGGAGCAGCCAUGAUGAUCGACACGUCCGGGCGCAGCUCAUUGGUGCAGGAGGGUUUUGUCACGGGGGCCAAAAGCUCUCAGCCCUCCAGCAGCUUCAGUGAGACAGAGAGGUUUAGUCCUACUGGCAGUGUGGUGGUGAUGGCCGAGAGACAGAGAGCCAAAAGUGAGUCACCCAGCAGAGCGGACAACCAGCGCCACACCAGCUCACAGGGGGAGGAGCAGGCCGUGUUCGACAUGGGUGGUUACGAGGAGUACCUGCGUGAGCAGGUGGGUGACCGCUGGUUCCGCUACAACCCUCGGCUCACCUGCAUCUACUGCUGCAAGUCCUUCAACCAGAAGGGCAGCCUGGACCGCCACAUGCGGCUGCACAUGGGCAUCACACCUUUCGUUUGUCGCAUCUGCGGCAAGAAGUACACCCGCAAGGACCAGCUGGAGUACCACAUUCGCAAGCACACAGGAAACAAGCCCUUCCAUUGCCACGUCUGCGGCAAAAGCUUCCCCUUCCAGGCCAUCCUCAACCAGCACUUCCGCAAGAACCACCCGGGCUGCGCCCCUCAGGAGGUGGCCCACAGUGCCUCCCCAGAGACCACCACCGUCUCCUCCCGGGGGGGCCAGAACGAGGAGGAGUCGCCCAGCCAGGAGGAGCCAGAGGGGGGUAGCAAUGGAGGAGGGGCCUCUUUUGGAGAGGGUGCCCAAGCCUCGGUCUCCACCACUGGGCCUGAUUGACUCAGUGGACCAUGGAGGGAGAUGGUUGGGGUAUGGGAGAACAGGGUAUUAGGUUUUUUUUGGGGGGCAGGCAGGCAGGCAAUUAGGCUGUCAUUUUGUGCUCUCCUGCCAGGCGAAGGAAUAUAUAUCUUGAAGUUGCUUCAAAGGAAAGGAUGGAAAGGGAGUAGGUGAUUUCAGAGGGUUUCAAGUCCAUCCAGGGUGUUAUUUUUAUAAGCAUUUUUCAAAUCCCUUCAACUAAACAGCAGGGACGGGAGUUCCAGAAUGAUGCAAAAGAGUAGUUUGAUAGGGCACUUUGUAUUAUAUAGUUAUUUAUAAGUGAUAUGUCCGCUUUAAACCACAUCUACCUUCAUAACACAAACUGAACAGAUAAAUCGAACACAUGAAGAAAUGCCACACUCUAAUAACUUCAUACAACACUGAAUGCCCAUAGUUUUUAUUUGACUGUCUAUUUUCCCAUGUUACAGUUUUAUACUUUUGUAUUACCGGUUUACAGGUUCAGAAUGCAGAAAAAUAGCAGGCUGAACUGGUCACAGUUUGGUCAUAUUGUAUUAAUAUUGCCAAAACACUGUGCCAGUAUAAUAACUACAUACAUACAUACAUACUCUCCAUCUUUUUCCUUUUGCCUUGAGACAAUCUUGAGCAGUUGGGGGUCAAUGAUAGAUAAUCAGACUCUUCAUAUAUGCUCAUUUUAAGUGCCAGAAUGGCUUUAAAAAAUGCAAUUGCACAUGAAUAGUAGACAUGGCCCAGUGAACAAAAAAACUGUUAAUUUGGUAGUAAUAAGUGCAAUGAUGAAAAUAACACAACCUUCUUGACAGAUGUCAAGAAGACCGAAGGGUCAACAUGGCUAAAUGCUUUCGAAAGUGUAACAUUAUUUAAUCAGUACAACAAUUUUACAGAUGUAUUGUGAAAGAGGACUCUUGAUCCAUCUGUAAUUUGCCGUUUAAAACCUCAUAUCUCUACAUACUUCAACUAGCUGCUGAAUGCAUACUUAUAUACAGGAAUGCAAAACACAGGAAACUCAAUGGUCUUCAACCUCCGAUAAGCUACAAUAAAACUCAGUUACCUCUCACACAUCACUACGCAAUACAGGUCUGCUCCAAGCAGAUUGGUCGAUACACUCAGCAGAAUUUACCGUAUGUAAUUGUUUUCUCAUUUUUCUAUGUUGUGUGUCCACGUUAACUACUUUUUUUAAUGAUUUUUUUUUAAGUGACAAGAUUUUUUCCCCCGCAUAGAUCUCAUGUCUUUCGGAACAUUUUUGUAUCUAGCUCUGACAAUGUAUCUGGAGGACAUAGAGACGAGACGGGAUUGUAAUGGGGGACACUCGUAUCCCUAUCGGGGGACUCCUAAGGAGGAGCAGGAUGGGAGACUAAUAAGACCUUGCGGCUGUACUGUAGUACCACCCAAGAGAAAGCAGGAGGUCACUGACUGCCACGGAUGGCCUGUCACCAGAGGAUAGACACGCAGCCUGCGUGCUUGCUACAGUAGAAUGUGCUCCUUUGGCAAUCCAUAAGAGGCAUCCUGGCAACCAAUGGAAUUGAGAGGAUAAGCCAAGGAACUUAUCCCCCCCCCCCCUCGCAUGGAGGCCAACAUUACUAUGCCAAGCACUUAAAGGAGGGGUUUGAAAGGAUAGCAUUUAAGAAUUAUGUAAAAGGUAUAUAUCGCAUAUGCAUAUUUAAACACAUUUGUUGCUAUAUAAGAGUAAAGAGAACCUAAACUUUCUAAGAUUUUGAACACAGAUAUAAUGGUAGCAUAGUGGAUUGGCUGUUCUC